Coturnix japonica (Japanese quail) is the source of this 2285-nucleotide messenger RNA. The record is from RefSeq and is a predicted model, not a curated record. NCBI's taxonomy places the organism in Eukaryota, Metazoa, Chordata, Aves, Galliformes, Phasianidae.
UUCUCUUGUUCAGAGCAAAGGGAGAGGCAUAUAUAAAUCAACCUGUAGGAAGAGCUGCUCUGAGUUAGUAAACAAAGAAGAAACAGAGGACAAGAGAUCAGGAAAAGCUUUCAGCCCCCUGGAGAGCAGCCACUGGUGACAAAUCCCUUUGGAGUUGUGCUGUUUUGAUCUCUUGUUGCAAUGCCGGGUACAGCAAGGCAUGACCGAGAGAUGGCAAUCCAGGCUAAAAAGAAUCUGUCCAAAACGACCGACCCUGUAGAAAGACUUCGACUGAAGUGCUUAGCAAGAGGGUCUGCGGGCAUCAAAGGACUUGGCAAAGUAUUUCAGAUUAUGGAUGAUGACAACAGCAGGACCCUUGAUUUCAAAGAAUUUGUGAAAGGAUUAAAUGAUUAUGCUAUGAUGAUAGACAAGGAAGAAGCACAAGAGAUUUUCCGGAUAUUUGAUAAAGAUGGCAGUGGAACAAUUGAUUUUGAUGAAUUUCUUGUUACACUGAGACCUCCAAUGUCAAAUGCCAGAAAAGAGAUCAUCAUGCAGGCAUUUAGGAAGUUAGAUAAAACUGGAGAUGGUGUUGUUACGAUUGAAGAUUUACGGGGGGUGUAUAAUGCAAAACACCAUCCCAAAUACCAAAACGGAGACUGGACAGAAGAUCAAGUUUUUAGGGCCUUUCUGGAUAAUUUUGAUUCUCCUUAUGACAAAGAUGGGAAGGUCACAACAGAAGAAUUCAUGAACUACUAUGCAGGAGUCAGCGCCUCAAUAGACACCGAUGUCUAUUUUAUCGUCAUGAUGAAGAAUGCUUGGAAACUUUGAUUGUAUGAUUAAAUGAACAAGACUUUACUUCCAUAUUUUGUAGGUUCCCAUGAUUAAGUGUAUGCACAACAACAUGCUCAUUUUCCCAAACAGCAGCUUCCUGUAACUGUGCCAAUUACAGUCAAUCUAAGGAAGUAAUUCCCAGAUGCUUUGGUAGGCUGAGCCUCAGGGGAUGGACAGCACAAUCAGAGAGCAGAUCUGGCAUCCAGACACUGUACAGAUCUCUCCCUUUUCUGCCUGCAUCCUUCACACAUCUUCCUUGAGAUGAGCUGCUUUUCUCACAUCACAGUUUUUCCCCUGGUUCUUUAAUGUUUUCUCCCUCCAUCUCUGUUGGGCAAGGGAUGCAAGAGGAGGAAAAUGAGACGUUCUGGGAGGGUGAUGGCCUGAUGCAGCACCAGAGACAGUGUCCCAGGAGGGACCAGCCUCCUCAGUACAUUCUAGAGGGACAGCACUCCUCUACUGCAAUACCUCCCGUCUUCCAAGCUCUCAUCAGCAGGACAGAGCAGCUGCCAGAGUGCUAUACUUUGAGUGUGGGUGGCUGAAGGAGGAACAAAUCAAGCAGGAGAGACAUGGACCAAUUUUUGGCAUUGAAGAUUCUUUUAAACCCUGAUUUUUCUGUGACUUACAACCAAUAAUGCUCAAUAUGCAGCCUAUUUCCUUCACAUCCCUUGCUUCAAAUAUGUGUUGAUCUGUUGGUUGUUUCUGUGCCUUUGGUUUAUUUCUUUUUGUACUCUGAAACCAUUUCACUAAUGGUUUGCUUUAAGGGAUAAAAUUGUGUUACAGCGUUUUCUUCCCUCUGUUCCUGGAAUGUUUACCAGCUGUGUACCUGCUGUCCAUACACACCGACACUGAAAGUUGCUUACUGCUUUUUAUACUUGUGUUGGGUUAUGGCCAAGCUCAUGACUUCAGGAAACUUUCUGGGAACUUAAGAACUUAAAACUUACUUAUCAUCUUUUGUUUCUGAUGCUGUGUGAAGGAUGGGAACUGACAUCUCUCCUGCUGUCCUAUCUGCACCAGUAGGGCUGCCUGAGUUCUGAGAUCUGCUGGCCUCCCCUCAUGCCGCAAGUAGGGAAAUAGCACAAUAAGGAAACAUUUUCAAAAGUGGCACCUGGGAAGGGUUCCCCCUUCUAAUCUGUAUCUAAUUAUUCCUGCCUUAAUUUCUUUUGCUUUUGUCUUAUUUCUGUUUCUCUCAUGUCAUGCUGCUGUUCUCUCCGAUUGAGCUGUUGCUGCUGUGGCAGAGCAAAAAAUUUGUGCACAGCAGCAUUUGCUCUGUUUCAGGUUGGCAGCCAGCUAAAAGCAGUAUAGACUUAUACACUGUACUUUCAAAUGAGCCUCAAGUCUCUGCUCUUACUUAGUCUAGCUUCCUAGGAGUUCAAGUACUGCAGCCCUGAAUGCACUGGUCCUCUGCAAGAUCAACUUGUGUUUUUUUUUUUUCCCUAGCCAUUACCUCAGUAGAAGCCAUAGAAGUUUGCAGCUGC